This is a messenger RNA of Acanthosepion pharaonis, 984 nucleotides long. NCBI's taxonomy places the organism in Eukaryota, Metazoa, Mollusca, Cephalopoda, Sepiida, Sepiidae. The record is from the annotation of a GenBank genome assembly.
AUGAAGCACAGUGGAACAACAGUAGCAAGGCGUAGGGUACUUUACCCUUUACUUCUCACUCACUCACUCUCUCUCUCUCUCUCUCUUUCCGCACCCUACUCUGUCAUUCCUGUUAUUCGUUCCAAUCCCUUGCAUGUUUUUAUUUCUUCUCAUUUUAUCCUUCUCUCUCCUUUCUUCCUUGUUGUCCGUUUUUUCCUAUACCACUCUGUCUCUCUCUCUCUCUCUCUCUCUAUUUCUCGUGUCUCUUCUUCUGUCUUUCUUUUCUUUCUUCCUCCUAAUACUUUUCGUUUACUUUCACUUUCUUUUUCCUCACACCCUUAUCUCUUUCUUUCUACUUCCACUCCCUAUUUUUUACUCAUCCCUUUUCACUUUCGUUUUCCCAGUCCCCGUUUUCCGUCAGUUUUUUUUUUCACAUUGUUUGUUUCCUCUCUCCUCCCCUUUUCUUCUAUUAUUUCUACUCUUCUAUCUCUAACCUUACAUGUCGCUUUCUUUCACUCCCUCUCUCUCUCUCUCUCUCUCUCUCUUACUUCUUUGUACACGAUUUCCUUCCCUCUUGCCUUCUCCUCCCCAGCGCUCAAUGUUUUUCCUUCUAUUUUUCUUUUUACUUUGUCCCAUAUAUCUCUUUCCCGCUCUUUCUUUACUUUUUCUUUCUCUUUUAACGAUUCUCCAUGUUUCUUCUUCCCUCUCUCUCUCUCGGAUGUUCUUAUUUCUUUUUCUUUUCUCCUCUCUCACAUUUCUCUAUCUUUCUACUUGCUUUUUUUUCUAAUUUCAUCACAAUUUUCAUUUUGUUCUCAUUUUCUUUAUCUAUCAUUUCUUUCUUUCCUCCUACAUUCACCCCGCUCUUUCCUCUUUCAUUCCUCCAUCUACAUUUUCUUCUUUCUUUCCUCCAUCUAUAUUUUCAUCUUUCUUUCCUCCGUCUACAUUUCGAUAAUUCUCUCUUUUUAUCUUAUAAUAUAUAAUUUUAUAAACAUUUUUUUCCAAUAA